Molecule: messenger RNA, 2720 nt
Organism: Nothoprocta perdicaria
Lineage: Eukaryota; Metazoa; Chordata; Aves; Tinamiformes; Tinamidae
Gene: KYAT3
Product: kynurenine aminotransferase 3
Exons: 14
Coding region: 140-1501 (453 amino acids)
Biological process (GO): biosynthetic process
Cellular component (GO): mitochondrion; cytoplasm
Molecular function (GO): pyridoxal phosphate binding; L-kynurenine:2-oxoglutarate transaminase activity
Source: RefSeq, a predicted model, not a curated record
GCAUAAUGCACCAAACGUGCCUCAACGUGGAGCCCGAGCGGCUUACUUUUUUUCCAGGACCUGCAGCUGAGGGGUUUUUAUCGGUGUUGCAGUGUUUGUAAAGCGUUGUGUGAGGUAAAGGAUUGUCGUAAGCUGAGGCAUGCUUUUUGCUUCACGGAGCUUCUGUUGCCUUGGAAUUAGAACACGGUUACUACGGACCUGUUUGCCUUCCCAAUACAUCAGGUUUUCAGCCUUUGCAACAAUGCCUUUCAAGCACAAAAACGCAAGACGAAUUGAAGGCCUUGAUAGCAACGUGUGGAUUGAAUUUACAAAGGUGGCUGCAGAUCCCUCAAUUGUCAAUCUUGGUCAAGGCCUUCCUGAUAUAUCCCCUCCCAGCUAUGUGAAAGAAGAGCUGGCAAAAGCAGCAACAGUUGACAGACUGAACCAGUACACACGGGGCUUUGGACAUCCAUUGCUGGUGAAAGCUUUGUCUCAGGUGUAUGAAAGAGUUUGUGGAAGGAAGAUUGACCCUCUCACAGAUAUCUUAGUGACAGUGGGAGGUUAUGGAUCCCUCUUUAGUGCAAUACAGGCCUUAAUAGAAGAGGGAGAUGAGGUAAUAAUAAUAGAGCCAUUUUUUGACUGUUACGAACCAAUGGUGAAGAUGGUGGGUGCAAAGCCUGUUUUUAUUCCUUUGAGAAAUAAAAGUGAUGGAAACUUUGCAACUAGUGCUGAUUGGGUGUUGGAUCCUACUGAACUUGCAAAUAAAUUUAAUUCUAAAACUAAAGCAAUCAUUCUGAAUACCCCUCACAACCCGUUAGGCAAGGUGUUUACACAAGAAGAGCUCCAGCUGAUAGCUGAUCUCUGUAUUAAACAUGAUACCCUGUGCAUCAGUGACGAGGUGUAUGAAUGGCUGGUCUACAAAGGAAAUAAGCACAUUAAAAUAGCUACUUUGCCGGGUAUGUGGGAAAGAACAAUAACUAUAGGAAGUGCUGGAAAAACGUACAGUGUAACUGGCUGGAAGGUUGGUUGGUCUAUUGGCCCCCAGCAUCUGAUAAAGCAUUUGCAAGUAGUUCAGCAAAAUACGCUAUAUACUUGCCCAACUCCAUUACAGGAGGCCUUGGCACAAGCCCUCUGGAUUGACUGUAAGCGCAUGGAUGAGCCAGACUGCUAUUUUUACUCGCUGUCUCGGGAGCUGGAAGGCAAGCGCGAUCGGAUGGCUCGGCUGCUUCGGGAAGUUGGACUGAAGCCGAUCGUUCCAGAAGGAGGCUACUUUAUGAUUGUUGAUGUUUCUGCAUUAAAUGUGGAUCUGUCUGAUGAGGAGGGCAGUCAACCUUAUGAUUAUAAAUUUGUCAGAUGGAUGAUAGCAUCUAAGAAACUUUCAGCAAUUCCUCUUUCAGCAUUUUGUGGUCCUGAGACAAAAGCGCAGUUUGAAAAAUAUAUACGUUUUUGCUUCAUUAAGAAAGACAGCACACUAGAUGCAGCUGAAGUGAUCCUGAAGAACUGGAAUAAACAAAAAGCUUGAUAUUUCUUUUAUCAACUCUUCAUUCUGGUAUAAUUACCUUACCCUAGGUUUUUUAUUGCAAAUUUAAGAGCAAAUUGCUUAGUACAAAAUUAAUUUGACAUUGUAAAUUCCUCUGUGCAGCCAGUUAGAACAAUGAUUUACUUGAUGUGUGCAAUGCAAUUCAUACAUUAUUUUCAGUCUUUUUAAAAUCAUUGACCUUUUUUCAAAUUAUGUGCAGUUCCACAAAAUAUAUUCAGAUUCCACAUCUGUCACAGAAAGCCAAGGAUUUCUAGGCCUGUGGGUAAGAUAAAUAUAUAGGUAUUUUAAGGCUUGCCAAAAAAGAAAAUGGAGGUGUUUGAGGUGUGAGGUAGUAUAAAAACUAGGCUAACACUUAAACAUUGUGGUUUGUAAGAUCUGUUAACCAGCAGUGGAAGAAAAUGAAGACAUGCCAGGUUAGAUAGUUGCAGUGACUUUCUAUCUACCUACUUACUCUGUCUGUGUGCGAAGUGUAUCAGUUAAGUAAUAGAGUUAUAUCAGUGCAGUGUUUAUAUAUAGACAAGUUCUAAAUGUGCUGAGUUGCAUAAUUAAUAUCUCAUUUUCCCACAGUAGAGAAAGCUUACAGCUGUGAAGGCAUUCAGUCCUCAAUAGCUUCUAGAACACCUAUGUAGGUAUUAAAUGGAUGAAUCUACAAAGCAAAAUAAAAGACCUUGCCCUAAAGGCUCCUUUGCCAUCAAAUGUGCAGCGACAGAAGUAAUCCUGUAAUCCUUUUUCCACUGUUAGCAUGUUCACAGCAGCCACAUUAGUAACUUCACACUAAACUUACUUCAGUGCUUAUUUUCAUGCUUGGUGAAGCGUGGAAAUAGGCCUAAUACUGCACUGUGGAACUCUGUAACUAUCUGAAGCUCAAUGGGUAAGGGACUGUUUCAGAAGAGAUGGAUGUGGAAAAAUCCUUUUUAGUUGUCUCCUCUUUGAGAACUGUCUCUGUGAUUUUUUUUUUUUUUUCUUUUUUUCCUUCUCUGGGUGGGUUUCCCACCAGCAGAAGCAAUCAAGGUACAUUUUAAGAGUGAUAUUGUGUUCCCCCUGUGUUUUUCUAUUCUUCCCACAGGCCUUCUGGUGAAAAGUUGGAAUAAAUUCAGUGCCAGAUUUCUAAUUUUGCAAAUAUCUUGCUCAUUCUGUAGCCAUACAGCUGGAAUCUGAGUUCUAGAAUCUAGUUGAGUUCUGUUAGUCUGUGAUCAUGGCC